AUGAGCGUGUUAGAUUAUGUAUUGGUUCCACUAGGGCUUGGUGUAAUGGCAGGCUAUCAGGGGUGGCUCCUCUACAUGGUGAUGAAGCACCCAACCAAAACAGUCAUUGGCAUCAAUUCCAUCAACAGGAGAGCAUGGGUCAACACAAUGAUGGAGGAUCCAUCAAAAAAUGGAAUUCUUGCAGUCCAAACGCUAAGGAACAACAUAAUGGCAUCAACUCUACUAGCGUCCACAGCAAUCAUGCUAUGUUCACUAGUAGCCAUGCUCAUGACUCAAUCUCCUCAAGGCCAAAGCAUCAUCACUACUUCAAACACAAGCAUAAACUUCUCCCUCAAGUCAUUCCUCAUAUUGGUAUGCUUCCUCAUUGCAUUCCUGAUGAACGUCCAAUCCAUAAGAUUCUACAAUCAUGCAAGCAUUUUGAUCAACGCGAGGAGAUCCCCGCUCCUGACGCAUGAGUAUGUUGCCUCAAUGAUCAAUAGAGGGAGCUAUUUUUGGUCGAUAGGAUUGAGAGCGGGAUGGUUGCGGCGGAGGAGGGAGAAGAGAGUAAUGAGUGUGGAGGAGAUGGAGAUACAAGAAUAUGUAUUCCUUCUUAAAUGA
Molecule: messenger RNA, 597 nt
Organism: Asparagus officinalis (garden asparagus)
Lineage: Eukaryota; Viridiplantae; Streptophyta; Magnoliopsida; Asparagales; Asparagaceae
Exons: 3
Coding region: 1-597 (198 amino acids)
Source: RefSeq, a predicted model, not a curated record